Messenger RNA from Panicum virgatum (switchgrass), 893 nucleotides. RefSeq lists its product as uncharacterized. The record is from RefSeq and is a predicted model, not a curated record. The transcript has a single exon. The coding region runs from base 1 to 678 and encodes 225 amino acids. Lineage: Eukaryota; Viridiplantae; Streptophyta; Magnoliopsida; Poales; Poaceae.
AUGCGGCGGCAGCCCUUCUCCCGGCACGAUGGCUUCUUCGCCUCACUUCAGCGGGUGGAGGACCGGCUGGCCUCCGAGCAGCAUCAGGGGCAGGAGCAGGACCCGUCGCCGGCGCCGCCGGCGACGGCAUGCCAACCCGAGCCGGCGCCGUUCUCGGGCACCACGACGACCGCGUCCCUGCUGCUGCUCCUCGACACAGCACCGCCCAGCGUGGCCGCCAGCGGCGACAGCAGCGGCCCAGCGCUGGAUUUCCUCACCGCCCUCACCGAACAGGACGCGCGCGUCCAGCUUCAGCAGGACGACGACGACGAUGACAAUGGCGGCGGCGGUGUCGAGGAGGACAUUGCGCGGCUAAUGGCGCUGCUAGGCCUGUCGCCCCCGCCACCGGACGGAGAUGACGGCUGCGACGCUGACGGCAGCACGGGCGGGUGCGACUGCAGCGGCGCCGACGGGUUCCUGGCCAAGGUCGUCGGCGUGGCCGGCCCCAAGUGCGACGGGGAGAAGCGGAGGCUGGACGCCUGGAUCCGCCAUUAUUACCACUGCGGGGAAGGCGGCGGGUGCCGGGUCAGGGAGCCCGCGAGGCUGGUGCACCUGCUGCUCGCCAGGGCCUCCAGCGACGCGGCGGCCGUCGCAGCCCCGGCCACCGUGGUGGACUUUCUUGAACGCGAUCCAAAAUAGGGGAACAUGUGUAAAAUAUCGAUCCGGAACUUCUGAAUAUGCCCCUGAUUUGGAUCGCGAUGAAUAGUCCCCAUCUAAAAUAGGGAUUUAUGUGUAAAAUUUUGAUCGGUUUUUGCAAUAUACUCCCUCUGUCCUGAAAUGUCGGAUAUUCUAAGUUUAAAUUUUGUACUAAAAUGUAAAGUAUUUUAGGCUGAGAGUGGAUCGAACCAUUUUAA